CUUCAGCCAGAAUGCGGGCUUGGCUUACAUCUGCAGCUGAGUGUGCCUUUCAUUAGGGAACUCCCUUCUGUGGGAAGGUUAGCCCUGGGUCUCCAGCAACAUUGUCUCCCUUGGUAUUACGAUGGAGAAAAUAGCGCUGUGUAAAUAUUUAUAAAUUCUGUGCACAGGAGAGAGUUGCUUUACCUUCUGUUUACAACAGCAACAGGACUGGAAUGAGGAUACCGAAGGCCAAUGAGUGGAACAAGAAUGACGACCGCCUGCUGCAAGCUGUGGAGAACGGGGAUGUGGAGAAAGUCACAUCGCUGUUGGGGAAAAAGGGAGCCAGCGCCACCAAGCAUGACAGCGAAGGCAAGACUGCUUUCCACCUGGCCGCAGCCAAAGGACAAGGAGAAUGCCUCAGGAUCAUGUUGACACAUGGUGCAGAUGUAACAUCACAGGACGGAACAGGGCACAGUGCUUUGCUUCUUGCUGCCAAGAACAGCCAUCCAGAUUGCGUCAAGAGGCUCCUUCAGGCUAAAUGUCCACUGGAGAGCACAGACAACUCUGGGAAAACAGCUUUACACUAUGCAGCUGCAUGCGGUUGCCUUCAAGUAGCUCAGCUUCUCUGUGAACACAAGUGUCCGGUUAAUGUUAAAGAUGCGGAUGGGAAUAUACCUUUAUUACAUGCCAUACAAAAUGGACACACUGAUGUUUGCAAAUAUCUUUUGGAGCAUGGAGCAGAUGUCAAUUCUAGAGAUAAAAAUGGAAGAACCUCUCUCAUGCUAGCAUGUGAAGCUGGAAAUCUCGCCAUUGUAGAAGCCCUUGUCCGAAAAGGCGCAGACAUAAAUUUGGCAGAUACUCUUGGACAUAAUGCUCUACAUUACUCCAAGCUGUCUGAAAAUACAGGAAUUCAGAGCCUCCUCCAAUCAAAAAUUGUUCAAGAUGCUGAUGCCAAGUCACCAACCAAGCCAAAGCAGCAUGAUCAAGUCUCUAGGUUAAGUUCAGAAAGAAGUGGAACUCCAAAAAAACGCAAAGCCCCGCCACCACCUCCAGUCAGUCCUAUCCAGCUUAGCGACCUGUCCUCUCCACAUUCAGCAACUUCCACCCCAUUAUCCGGGAAGGGCCAGCCUUUCUUUGCCGAACAGGGAUCCAAGGUACAUUGUUCAAAGUGACUGGUCUCUUUCUUUUCUUUCUCUUCUGUUGCUAAAGGUGCUGAUAGUUUAUUGGAUAUAAGUUCAGAGACAGACCAGCAAGAUCUCCUUGGAUUGUUGCAAGCAAGAAUUGCUUCUUUGACCUUGCAUAACAAGAAACUUCAAGAAAAAUUACAGGCAAGAGCACUCAAAACAGAAGACGUGGAUCCUCCACUGGAUUCCUUUCAUUCCACUCAGAGGGAGUUUGACCGUUCCACGGACAGGUUAAGUGAAAGCUCCACUGCAACAGCUCAGGAUAUAAGUUUGUCUUCCUUGAGCUUGGCGCAAGCUCAAGAAGAGGCACUCCAUAAUGAGCUGAAAAUUAAACAGCUGCAAGACAGCUUAAAGGAAGUGCAAAAGAGACUUGAUAGUUCAGAAGCAAAGAGGCGGCAGUUAGAAACCCAGCUUCAGUCUGGAGCGGUCGAAACAGUUCACUUGUUAAACAGCUCCGAGAUUUCAGAGAACGGUUCUGACCUCAAUCAGAAAUUGAAAGAAACCCAAAGCAAGUAUGAAGAAGCCAUGAUGGAAGUCCUGCAGGUCCAGAAGCAAAUGAAGCUGGGCCUGGUGGCUUCAGAAAGCAAAGAGGCAGACCUGCAGGAGCUUAGGGCGACUUGUGAGGAAGUAGAACUAUUGAAGGAGGAGCUGAGGAAAGCGCAGGAAGAGAGCAGGAAGCUUAGAGUGAGAGUGGAGGAGCUAGAGGAAAAACUGGAAGAGAAAGAGAGGAAUGCAGCUGGCACCAUGUCAGCAGAAGAAUGUGAGGAGAUGAAAAACUCCUAUCGCGUGGUGAUUGAAAAUAUCAAUCAAGAGAAGGCUUUGCUAAUUGAGAAGUACAAAGAGGGACAGGAGGAGAUCAGAAAGCUGCAAGAUAAGCUGAAGGGUCAGAUGGAGUCAAAGCAGGGUGGUGAGGAAAGUGAUGAAAUGAGGGAUGUGAAGAACAAGAUGAUAAGUGAACUGAACAAGCAGGUCAGUGAGCUGUCUCGGUUGUAUAAAGAAGCUCAGGCAGAACUUGAAGACUUCAGGAAGAGAAGUGUUCCAGAGAAGGCAAAUUCAGGACUGAUAUCUCUGGAGGAACAUGAGAAACUGAUGGAGGCCACUGUCUUGCAGAGAGAACAAGCUGAGGGUGUGUUGUUAGAAAUGAAGGCUCAGUAUGCAAAAGUGUUAAGUGAAGCAACACAGCUCCAAAAUUUGGUUGACUCUCAGAAGAAGAAUUCUGUCUCCAUCACUGAGCAUCUCCAAGUGGUCACUGCUCUCAGGACCUCAGUAAAGGAAAUGGAAGAAGAAAUAAACGAGCUCAAAGAGCAGCUUCUUUACAAGGAUAGCGAGGUAGAGCGUUUGCAGAAGGAGUUACUGGAGGAAGAAGCGGCUGUGUGUGAAGCUAUGGUGCCCAGGACGUUGUAUGAAGAGCUUCGGUCUACCUCAGAAGGCGAGGUCAACUCUUUAUCAUCCAAACUGAGGGAUUUAAUGAAACAGAGGGAGAACUUGUCCACGGAUCUUGCACAGUUGAGGAAGGAAAUCUCACAAGUGAAAGCAGAAAAAGAGAGCCUCCGGGCUACCUUGGAAGCCAAGGAACAGGAAAUCAAAGGACUAAUUCAGCAGUACCAUCAAGCUCAAGAAGAACUACUUGAAUUGAAAAAAGCUUCACAGAAUGCUUCGAAAAUUGAGGAGGACAAAGAUAAAAAGAUAGCAGACAUGUCCAAGGAGGUAAUGAAAUUAAAGGAAGCCCUGAACAGCCUCUCCCAGCUCUCUUACACCACUGGUACACCUAAAAGGCAAAGCCAGCAGCUGGAGUUGUUACAACAACAAGUGAAGCAGCUGCAGAACCAGCUAUCGGAAACAAAGAAACAACACCAGGAUAUUGUAUCUGUUUAUAGAACUCAUCUGCUCUAUGCUGUGCAGGGCCAGAUGGAUGAAGAUGUUCAGAAAGUGCUGAAGCAGAUUUUAACCAUGUGCAAAAGUCAGUCACAAAAAAAGGGUGAAACCGUUUUCGUUGAUCCCUGAUGGUGCUACUUGGGAGAGUUCGAGAUGCGCCUUAAAAUGAAAUUUGAUGAGCACCUCCCCACAGGGAAUGGUCAUGGACCGUUGCCACACUUCCAGUUUCAUUUCUUAUGUCUAAUGAGCUAAUGCAUUGCCAUGUCUUCCCUUACUCCAGUAUUUCCCAGAGUGCUUUUUAGAUACAAAUGCACAAUUUUGCCAGAAACUGCUAUUACUUCAAAUCAGGGGUGGUCGGGGUAUGACCAACAGUAUUAGAAUAUAUCUCAAUGCUUCUUUUUGUUACAAUGAGUCAGUGUGCAAACCAUGGAAGUUCUAGUUUGUAGUGCUGCAUUUUGCAAAUUAAUAGCUACACAACUGAGAGUUAAGAAUGUUUCUGUGUGCAGUUGUCAAAGAGAAAGAAGCAAACUUUGUAUGUUUUAAGACACCCUGGCAUCUGUUAUCAAGGUAGGCACAUCUGUUGACUCUAAAACCUUUAGGCCUUGUUGACUGAAAGAAGAUUUAAAAAUCAACUUUGUUAAACCAGCCUACUAGUUACCUAAAGCCAGCUCUUGCUCUCUCCUGGGCUCAAUGUCCCUUUUUAUUCUGGAAUUUACCAUUCUCUCAUUUGGACUACACUACGAGAAGACCAGAUCAGUGACAUAUAUGAACUGAGUCCCAGAAAGCAGAGCCAUAGUACUGAAGCAGGUGAAUGGAUUUUUGCUACAACCUCAGUCUCUUUACCAAGCAGUAGGUCAAGUUAUCUAUGCAAAUCCUUGCAGGGCUGUGGGGGGUGGAGCUCAGGAGGGGUGGGGGUGGGGUGACCUAGUGUUCUGAGGGAAUAAGGGAUCCGAACAAACUCAUGAUGUUUACAGUGAGCGCUGUUUGUCUCACAGUUCUGAACCUCACUUUUUAAAAAGAUCUUCUCUACAAUAUAUUUUUACUGGCCCUCAAAUUUAGAAACGUUUUUUGUAACUAAAGCCAUUUGCUGCGUAUCACUCUUUCUUUGGUUGUGUUGAUUUGCGUUUGGCCUCGGUGACAAACUUUUUAGGCAGUUGCCUUUUUUUCUUUCCGCUGAGCUCUCUUGUGAAAUGUAGUGGCGGUCUCCCUAGACAAGGCUAUCCUCAAAAUGAAUUGUCAUGCAUCCUAGUAGAAAAGAAGAUGGUCAAGUAUUUCCCCCUUAAAAAAAAAAGAAGUAAUCUUUUUUUGCCAAACGUUAUAAUACCUGAACCACAGAUAAGCCUUGUGUUAUGUUCUAAGGGCUGUUUCCUACGUUAAAUUUAUGUGAUAUAGAGGAAUGAUCCUACGAAUUGUUUUUGUGCCUAAAAGUCCUUUUAGCAGUUAUUGUAAUUGCAUUUUUGUUAUCUAUGGAGAUACAGACAAAGAGCCUGGAGAGUACUCAACCAAUACUAGAGUGUCUUUUCCUCAGAUGGGGAAAACAGGAGUAAGUGAUACCCUACUUUACCACUUGUUUUUAAAUAGCAAAUUAACACCCUGCAG
Messenger RNA from Pogona vitticeps (central bearded dragon), 4637 nucleotides. NCBI's taxonomy places the organism in Eukaryota, Metazoa, Chordata, Lepidosauria, Squamata, Agamidae. The record is from RefSeq and is a predicted model, not a curated record.